Messenger RNA from Microthlaspi erraticum, 651 nucleotides. The record is from the annotation of a GenBank genome assembly. Lineage: Eukaryota; Viridiplantae; Streptophyta; Magnoliopsida; Brassicales; Brassicaceae.
AUGGCAUUCAAACCCCAGAGGUUUUACCUCCAGAAAUGUGCUACUCGUGAUUCGGAGUCUAAUGUUCCUCUAGUAGAGGGGAUACAUCCUCCUUGUGAAGAGCUUGUUACAUCUACUUACAAUUCAGUGAAUAAGCUUAUCUCUUGUCCUCGUAAGGGUUGUCCCAUGGUAUAUCAGCUGGAAGAGGAAGACAAACACAAGGUCCCCUUCACGGCUAGUUGUCCAUUGUGUACACUUCAUUUCUGCCCUCAGUGUCGGCUUGACAUCCACAGGCCACCUGCAUUUUGCAUGGACAUGAAGAGCUUCAACUCAAAGCUACCAUUCAAUGAUCCUGAAAGAACCACACUUCAGCUGCAAUAUCUCACUCUUCUACAACAAGACAUCGAGCAUAUUAUGGCUCAUUUUCUUUCUCUUGAUCUAGAUAUUCCAUAUAUUUGUCUGUCUUUGCUCAAGAAAGAGCACUUUGGCAUGGGGCACCGUCUCAUUGCUUUGAAGCUCAGGAUCGAGGGAUCGGUGGAUGAGUGUAAGUUUUAUCACGAGGGCAUGUUCUCUGAUCUAUGCUUGAGGCUCGAAUCUGCUUUGGCGAAUUUACUACACAUUUGGUGCCUUCAGGCUUCAGCACAACUCAAGGAAGACCUUUGCGUUUUGUAA